CUUUGAUAACUGUUUGCUAUAUAUAGGAUAUGUUUAAACAUGGACAGUAAACAGAAUGUUAUAAUGAUAAAUAUAUUUCUUUUAUGUUUCCUUUGCUUUGGAAACAUACUUUGCAACUAUGUAUGCAAUAACCAGACAGAAUGUAACUAUAACGCUGGAAAUGGCGUGUGUGAUUCAAGCUGCAAUAAUCUGAACUGUAGUUACGACAGUGGUGAUUGCGUAACAAAUAACAACCCGUGGAGUAAAUGUACUGAAGCAGCCAGAUGUCAGUCUAGCUUUUAUAAUGAUACAUGUGAUUCUUCAUGUAACAAUGAACUGUGUUUAUACGACCAGCUAAAAUGUAAGCCUUCUUUUACGACUGACUGUUUCGCUACCUGCUUGAAUGAAUGGGGUAAUGGCAAUUGUAAUAGUUCCUGCAAUAAUGUAGAGUGUGGAUAUGACGGUAACGACUGUAAUGUUGUCGGCAGUACUGUAUCAGGUACCAUGUUAGUUUAUGCUAAGUCAGAUAUGCCACGACCAAGCGACACGGCAAGGUUCAUCGGAUUUAGCUUGAGUCUAGCGACACGGACUAUUGUAUCUAUGAAGUUAAGUGUGAAAUACAAUGGAACAGUCCCAGAAAUUGAAUCUUUAGGCGAUCCUGGACUACGAGUUUUAUACCAAGUCCAGAACAUACCAGACUGUAAUACAGAUAGCCAUGCAGUAUGUUGGAACAGUAUGAAUCAGCUGGCAAUGUAUUGUGCCGCUUUCAGCAAAGUCCUGAACAAUUUUGUUCACUCUGUAGGUGUCAACGUGACCAUAACAAAAGUUUUAGCUUGUCAAGAUGGUUUCUAUGGAGAGGACUGUAACCUGCCAUGUAAUAUCAACUGUAAAUCUGGUUGUUACCUUUUUGAUGGAUCGUGUAUUGGUGGUUGUCUAGGCAACUUCAAUGGCGAUAUGUGUCAGUUCCUGUGCAGUUCUAAUUGUAGACUGGGUUGUUCCUCUGGUAGCCUAUGUAUAAGCGGUGAAUGUAAUGCGGGAUAUACUGGCGCUGAAUGUACAACAGAAUGUAGUAGUGGAACGCAUGGAUCUAACUGUGAAAGUAACUGUAGUUUAGGAUGCUUGGAUGGUAAUUGUAAUGUAUUAGAUGGAUCAUGUAACUGUAGAAGUGGAUAUAAUGGUACUCAAUGUGAAAUAGAAUGUACAGAUGACACUUAUGGUUUUAACUGCAAUGGAACUUGUGGGAACUGUUUGUAUGGAUCCGCCUGUGACAAAAUGAAUGGUUCCUGUCUUUAUGGUUGCAAUGCUGGGUACUAUGGAAUUUUGUGUACACACGUAUGCCCUGAGGGAACACAUGGUUCUGGUUGUUCCAUGAACUGUACAAACUGCGUGAAUAACACAUGUCUCCCGACAACAGGAAACUGCAGAGCAGGGUGCGUAACUGGUUGGACGGGUGAAGACUGCUCAACGGCUAUAACAACAAUAAUAUAUACAACCAACACUACAACACAAAUUACCGUUGCCAUCGGGGGUGUGCUAGCUGCCUUGUUUGGAUGUGUCAUUAUUCUUUUUUUCUUCGUCUGGAGAAGAGGCAAGAAAGACAAUUACCAAUCUCAUCUUGAUACACAAAUUAUCAUUGGCGAAGGAAAGAAAGCACAUCAUUCAGAUACAGAAAGUCAACAAUCUACCUCAGAUGCUGGCGGAAUUAAUGAAGCUAUAAAUGAAACCGGGAACGAAGAAAUAACUGAAAUAGAAUGGAAGGGUUUACUCAUCAUCAACAUGGCGUUACAUAUCAAAUUGUAUGUUUAUGUAUCGUUAUUCAUACUUCUUCAAACAGUAAGUUGUUCGGCAGACAGUUCCUGUAAGUGUCCUUAUCCAACAUAUUGUCAUGGUGGAAGCUGUAUGUGCAGAGAUGGGUUCAAUACAACAAACUGUACUCAAUCUCCUGACAUGUGCUACUGUUCUAGUGGAGAAGAAUGUAUGUACGGCGGAAACUGUACGUGCGCACAAGACGUCCAAUUUUCCUGUAUAAUGCUUCCAUCAUGUGACAGCAAUGUUAAUAUUUCAUGUAAAUAUAACGGAACGUGUGUAAUAAAGGAAAAUCAACCAUACUGUAUAUGUCCAUCUAAUAUAACAGACUGUACUCCAAACCGAUGUGAUGAACAGCCGUGUCCUGUUGGUGAAUGCAUACCCAGAGAAAACAAUGAAUAUGAUUGCAAUUGUCCGAACGGAGGUGUUGGUAAAGAUUGCAAACUGAACAUACACUGCACAGAAGGGUUUUGUACAAAUGGUGGAACCUGUUUUGAAUUCAAGUAUGCUAGAUGUAGAUGUAUGCCAGGUUACUCUGGCCCACGGUGUGAGAACAAUUACAUGUUAAGCGAGUGUGAUAAAUUUGCAACAAGAAAUGAAACCCUUAAUCCCAACACGAAUAAAACAGAAUGCAUAUGCAAGCCAAAUUUUAAAGGAAAGACUUGCAGUUUAUUGGACUGUACAAAACAGAAUGAAUGUGUAAAUGGUCUGUGCUAUUCUGAUCCUUCGGCAGCUUUAAGAUCUAAGUGUGUCUGUCCAUCAGGAAUGACUGGUACCUACUGUAAUCAUGAUAUUGAUGAAUGUGAAGAAACACCUUGUUCUAAUAACGGGAAUUGCACCAAUUUGAAAGGAACCUUUGAAUGUCACUGUCCAGACAAUUCAACUGGAAAAUAUUGUGACAAUAAGCUAAGUGGUUGUCUGAAUCCUGAAAAAUGUUUAGAGGUGGCUCAAGAUGGAACAUGUGAUGCUAACUGUAAUGUUUUGGCUUGUAAAUAUGAUGGCGGCGAUUGUAUCUUGAGCACAGAUCCCUGGGACAGCUGCACAGAAGAAAAAGGAUAUUGCAGGUCAUUGUCAGGCAAUGGACAAUGUGACCAAACGUGUAACAAUGAAGCUUGUCUAUUUGACUUAUCAGACUGUAACAAAAUGGACAACACGUCUUGUCCGGAUAGUUGCACUGAAGUAUGGGGCGAUGAACAAUGUCACCCUCAGUGUAAUUCACGUGUAUGUGGUUAUGAUGGUUCCGAUUGUAUUGGGACAGAAUCUUCAUCAAUAGGAACAAUGGUGGUGAAUUACAUUUCAAGAUCAGCGGAGGGAUACAGUUCAGUUGGACGUUUAUUGAGCAGCUACAGUGGCGCAUAUUUCAUGUUUAAAGCACAGACCAAUCCAAUUGUAAAGCUAAAUACAGAACCAUUUAAACUAAUGUCUACUUCUGAUAGGCAAUCAAAGUAUACAGCCUUUUAUGCUGUUAGCAAUUCAGUGAAUUGCACAAAAUCUGAUGGGUGUUGGAAUGACACUGAAUCAUUGUCCAGAUUUUCUGCAGUGAUCUAUAUGAAGAAUGAAAUGAUCUUUCAUCAUAAUAUGAUACCAAUUACGAUAAAAAAUAUAAAAGCAUGUUCGGUUGGUUACUAUGGUGAAAAUUGUGACCAUCCUUGUCCUACGCAUUGUAACAAAACUUUAGAGUGUAACAUGGCUACUGGUGCAUGUCUAACCGGUUGUGUUGAAGGCUACUGGGGAUCAAAGUGUACAUUUCCGUGUAGUGAGCACUGCGAUAAAGGAGGAUGUGAUGCUAUUGAUGGGAACUGUACAGAUGGCUGUAAAAAAGGAUAUGUAGGAGCACGAUGUGAUCAGAAAUGCCCGGAUCGAACAUAUGGAAUGAACUGUAUACAGAACUGUAGUGUUAAUUGUGAGAAUGAUACAUGUGACCACGAGAAUGGUUCAUGUACCUGCAUGGCAGGAUAUAAAGGGGAAGAUUGUACAACAGAAUGUGAAAGUGGAAAAUAUGGAAAAAAUUGUAUGUUUCACUGUGGAAUGUGUUUAAAUCAAGAAACUUGUGAAAAAGUGAAUGGAAAAUGUCCAUCUGGCUGUGAAACAGGAUAUAGUGGCGAAACAUGCAAUCAUUGUGAACAAGGAAAAUAUGGUAAAGACUGUAAACUUUCUUGUCCUAAUUGUGAAAAACAAAUGUGUAAUCCUGAUACUGGAGCCUGCACUCACGGAUGUACACCGGCGUAUACUGGACUCGACUGUAAAACAGUUUUAAAGUCUGGACAGAAGCAAGCCAAUGCCAAUAGUUCAACCAUCAUAGCAGUGAUAAUAGUACUUGUUAUACUUAUAGUAGUUGGACUAGCAGUGGCAUGCAUAUUAUGGAAAAGGAAUCAGGAAGGUUCUUAUGUUAUGGACGAAAAAAAUGCAGACCAAAACAAUAUAUCUGAAUUGGAACUACAGGCGGUUCAUGCAGAAGAUGAACCUUUAGUUGCUGUAACACCUACUGAUAAGAACUUCCCGGACGCGAAGCUUGUCAUUGAAAGUGAAGGUGGUAACCAAGAAGAAGAUGACAAACAGCAGAGUGAUACCACAAGGUCAAGUAAGGCUAGUGACUUCCGUCCAGAGAGUAUUCAUGGUAACGGUCCAGGAGGCGUUUAUGUCGGCACAGCCGAAAACGGUGCUACUCAAAUUGAAACUAACGACAGUUCGGAAAUAUCGGAAUGUGAGACCACUGAAGACAGCUCCGAAAAAGAUAGACAGCAAUCUGAACCAAUAAGCAUUCAGGAAUCUAGAAAGGAAGAUACAACGCAGUCUGGCGAAAAUAGUGCCCAAGGUAUUUCAGCAAGCGACAACCAACAAUCUUUAGAUGACCAGAAUGAAAAUACUUCAAAGGCAAGUGAAAAAGGCCAGGAUUCAAAUGAACGAUAUGAAACUGUCGAGAAACUAGACAUGAAUAAAGAAGAACCUGUAACCACAGUAGAUAAUAACGGUGUAGUAAAUACCGAUCAGUUGUAACAUUGUUAAUAUUUUCUUUAUACAUAUGUAAAUAAGCAUAAAUUAAAAAAAAGAAAUAGA
Molecule: messenger RNA, 4842 nt
Organism: Mytilus californianus (California mussel)
Lineage: Eukaryota; Metazoa; Mollusca; Bivalvia; Mytilida; Mytilidae
Product: protein draper-like
Exons: 26
Coding region: 40-4782 (1580 amino acids)
Molecular function (GO): scavenger receptor activity; calcium ion binding
Source: RefSeq, a predicted model, not a curated record